CUUGUCUUGACAGGAAAUUGGCUUGAGCUUGUGCGAGGGUCUUGUUGAUCAGAGGGACCGUGUGGAUUGAGUAAGAUGAGUUUUGAGGGUUGGACGGGUUCUCAGCUCACUUAAAGUAGUCGCUCCAUCUACUGGGUCUCGCCACCGAUUCCGUCAUGGCGUGUGAAUGAUACUAAACGUCAUAUUGAGGCUGUACAUUCUCCCUUCUUCCCGGACCGGACUGGUAGUUUUACGUGGGAGAUUAAGAUGUUCUGGUCCGGCCGAAUCAUGCUUCGCCUCUUUGCCUUCGCCUUCGCUCUCCCUCUCCCCUUUCCCUUUCCCUUCCCCUACCUCCCCUCCCUUCCGUCUACCUCGUUCGCCUUAUACGUUGUUUCGAUCUCGGCCGAAUCAAACGUCUUUCUCAUGAUCCCUCUACCUCGUUCCCUCGGCCUGACCCACCCCUCCCCGACCUAUCCUGCAUAGCCCCGACCUCGCCGGGAUAAAUCCUCUGUUACUCUCCCACUCCUCCCAUGGCAUCGUCCUCCUCCAUUUUCGAACCGAGCCCACUUGUCUCAUACUCUUUCCCUCCUAUGACCCCUCCUCGUAGGUCAUCCACAUUUGCUGACCCACACUCGCCUUGAGCAAUGUGAUGUUAGUUGCCCAUCCUAACUCCUCCAUUUAUAUUCCUUCGUCACCUGCAGUGAACUCAGGUGUAACACGGUUAUACUCAAAACUCUUCGCGAGAAGAUGAAGACCAUAAUAUUGCGCGGCACUGCUAAACUCUUUAGCGACUGACGGGGAGACCAAGCUGGGGUCCUGAAGGAAAGACCAAAAUCGUUCGUCUAGUAGAACGGGAUCGCAGCGUUCUUGUAUAGUCAUUCUACUUGUGUC
This is a messenger RNA of Tremella mesenterica DSM 1558, 870 nucleotides long. RefSeq lists its product as uncharacterized. Lineage: Eukaryota; Fungi; Basidiomycota; Tremellomycetes; Tremellales; Tremellaceae. The coding region runs from base 268 to 462 and encodes 64 amino acids. The record is from RefSeq and is a predicted model, not a curated record. The transcript is spliced from 3 exons.